This is a messenger RNA of Letharia lupina, 1245 nucleotides long. RefSeq lists its product as uncharacterized. Bases 1 to 1245 code for a protein of 414 amino acids. The record is from RefSeq and is a predicted model, not a curated record. Lineage: Eukaryota; Fungi; Ascomycota; Lecanoromycetes; Lecanorales; Parmeliaceae. The transcript has 2 exons.
AUGCCAAAUUCAAUUCCAGAUAUUCAAGGACUCGUUGAAGAAUUCAUCUGGCUUAGAUAUGACUCUCUCAUCUCUGCCAAGAGGGCUAUCACGCCGCCUCGAAAGAUACCAGCCCUGAGUUUCCUGAUGCAACCUCCCGCCGGGGACUUAAGUGUCCGUCGGCGGGCAGGUGAUCGCUCCUCUGUCCUGUCAAUAUACUCUCAACCGAAAGACAGAAAACCCUCUCCUCCUUCAACCUCUCCAUCUCACGAACCUCGCCCACCCUCCUCAUCACAACAACAACAACCCGACCAUGUCACCCCCUCCCCCAAACCCGCGCAACCGAGCAGUCAACUCACCACCGCAACCCCGCCCAACCUCUCCGUCGGCCCCAUCCCCCUCAACCCCCGCCAGCACAUCCCCCCCCCAAUCGCCCUCCGCGCCACCCUCACCCUCUCCACGGGCGGCAUCCUCCCCCUCGCCGGCUACUUCGCCCCUGGCACCACCUUAACCCGCCUCCACCCUCCCUUCAUCCACUACCAUCCUCGACCCCCCUCUUCGGGCGCCGCGAGCCCGUACGUCCUUCAGCGGUCGCGCACGGUCGGUGCUGGCGCGGAGGAGAGCGUUCGACGUGCCGAACCGGCUCGGGAGCAACGGGCGCCGUGGACGCCUCGACUGGAAACUUGCGCGGUCGGGUUCCGUCGUGGUGAUCGGCGGUCGGGAGCCGGAGCGAGCGUCAGGGAUCAGGGCGCUGACCGUUGCGACGUGCUCGUGCUGCCGGUAUGUGUGCGGGCCGUUCGUCAUGCUGAUCCCGUCGCGGGCUACUGGGUGUGCGGGCGCCCGUUCCGCUUCAGCUCGGUUCGCGAGGGGCGACGCGCCGAGGCCGGCGGUGUGUGUGUCGUUGGGGAAGACGUGGUCGCCGUGGAUGGGGAGCAGGGAGGGGGGGUGGUUUUCCGCGCGCGGUGGAACGCGCGGGAUGGGCCCAGUGCGCCCUUUCGGACGCUGUUGACCAGGCUAGAUCGCUUGUGGGGCGUUCAAUGGGGUCUCGGUUGCGGGCGCGGUGAUCGGGUCAUCUUUGGGGUGGAGCGGGGGGCCGUUGGCAAGUCCUUCCCCCCGUUAUGCGGCGGCGACGCUGUGAGGAUCGAGGAGCUAACGGCGCUGACAGGCCGGUUCGGUCCCGUAAAUCCAAGCCAGCUAAAUAACAACCAUCGCAAUCAAAAUAACCAAGUCUACGUGCACGAGAUGGCCCGGCGAGGGAGCCCUUGA